Molecule: messenger RNA, 3910 nt
Organism: Sceloporus undulatus (fence lizard)
Lineage: Eukaryota; Metazoa; Chordata; Lepidosauria; Squamata; Phrynosomatidae
Product: cullin-4A-like
Biological process (GO): DNA damage response; protein ubiquitination; ubiquitin-dependent protein catabolic process
Cellular component (GO): Cul4A-RING E3 ubiquitin ligase complex
Molecular function (GO): ubiquitin protein ligase binding
Source: RefSeq, a predicted model, not a curated record
UUGCCGGCUGCCUGGGGAGGCGCAGCCGCCUCUCUCUCCUCCUUCUUCCCCUCAGCUGUGCGCGAGCGAUUAGCCAAAGGACGAGGGCGACGGAGGAGCCAUUUUGUGAGGGGCCCCUUCUUCCUGGGGCGAAGGAGGAGGAUGGGUCUGGCCUUUGGGCGCCACGGCGGCGUCCCCUGGGCAGCGAAGGAGGAGGAAGAGGAGGAGGAGGAGGCGGCUCAGUGCUGCCUCUGCUGAGGCAGGAGGAGGAGGAGUGUGUUUGUGUGGGUUGUGUUGUUUGCGUGUGUCUCUCGCCCAACAUGGCCGGCCAGCCCCAGAAGCAGAAGCAGGGGCACACCAAUGGACUCAGCAAGGCCCUGGCAGCAGCCCCUUCCAGGAAACUGGUCAUCAAGAACUUCAGAGAGAGACCCACGUUGCCUGAUAAUUACACUCAGGAGACAUGGCAGAAACUUCAUGAAGCAGUCAGAGCAAUUCAGAGUAGUACAUAUAUUAAAUAUAAUCUUGAAGAACUUUACCAAGCUGUCGAAAAUGUCUGUUCUUACAAAGCAUCGCCUACACUAUACCGACAGUUAAGACAAGUUUGUGAAGAUCAUGUGAAAGCACAAAUACUUCUAUUUAGGGAAGAUUCUCUUGAUAGUAUUCUAUUUUUGAAGAAAAUAAAUAAAUGCUGGCAAGAUCACUGCAGGCAAAUGAUCAUGAUUAGAAGCAUUUUUCUGUUUUUGGAUCGUACUUACAUACUUCAGAAUUCAAUGCUGCCAUCUAUUUGGGAUAUGGGACUAGAACUUUUCAGAAUCCAUAUUAUUAGUGAUAAGCUAGUUCAGACUAAAACUAUUGAUGGAAUUUUAUUGUUGAUUGAACGAGAACGGAAUGGUGAAGCUGUGGAUAGAAGCUUGUUGCGAAGUCUGUUAAGUAUGCUGUCUGAUUUGCAAGUUUACAAAGACUCAUUUGAACAAAGAUUUUUGGAAGAUACAAAUCGUUUAUAUACUGCAGAAGGCCAAAGAUUAAUGCAAGAAAGAGAGAUUCCAGAAUAUCUUCACCACAUUAACAAACGUUUAGAAGAAGAAGCAGAUAGGGUGCUAACAUAUUUAGACCAUGGGACACAGAAGCCACUUAUUGCUUGUGUGGAGAGGCAGCUGUUAGGAGAACAUUUAACAGCUAUUUUGCAAAAAGGACUUGAUAAUCUGCUUGAUGAAAACAGAAUAGCAGAUCUGACUCAAAUGUGUCAGCUUUUCAGCCGUGUAAAAGGUGGUCAACAGCUACUUCUGCAGUACUGGAGUGAAUACAUCAAGAACUUUGGGACAACAAUAGUGGUAAAUCCUGAAAAAGACAAGGAUAUGGUGCAAGAGCUGCUAGAUUUUAAGGACAAAGUGGAUCAUAUCAUAGAAGUGUGUUUUCAGAAAAAUGAGAAAUGUAUAAACUUGAUGAAGGAAUCUUUUGAAACAUUUAUCAACAAGAGACCAAAUAAACCAGCAGAACUGAUAGCAAAGCAUGUGGAUUCAAAGCUGAGAGCUGGCAAUAAAGAGGCAACCGAUGAAGAACUAGAAAGAAUCCUUGACAAAAUAAUGAUAGUAUUUAGAUUUAUCCAUGGUAAAGAUGUAUUUGAAGCAUUUUAUAAAAAAGACUUGGCCAAAAGGCUUCUGGUUGGAAAAAGUGCAUCAGUAGAUGCUGAAAAGUCUAUGCUAUCUAAGCUUAAGCAUGAAUGUGGUGCUGCUUUCACUAGUAAACUAGAAGGAAUGUUCAAGGAUAUGGAACUUUCCAAAGACAUUAUGGUUCAGUUUAAACAGUAUAUGCAGAAUCAAAGUGACCCAGGGAAUAUAGACUUAACAGUAAAUAUACUUACAAUGGGAUACUCAACUUAUACACCCAUGGAUGUCCUUUUGCCUCCAGAGAUGGUCAAACUGCAAGAAGUAUUUAAAACAUUUUAUCUUGGAAAGCACAGUGGUCGAAAGCUACAGUGGCAGACAAGCUUAGGACAUGCAGUCUUGAAAGGAGAGUUUAAAGAGGGGAAAAAGGAGUUUCAGGUAUCACUUUUCCAAACAUUAGUGCUUCUGAUGUUCAAUGAGGGGGAUGAGUUCAGUUUUGAAGAAAUUAAAAUGGCCACUGAUAUAGAGGAAAGUGAAUUAAAAAGGACCUUGCAGUCUCUGGCGUGUGGUAAAGCAAGAGUACUGAAUAAAAAUCCAAGAGGCAAGGAUGUAGAAGAUGGAGACAAAUUCACCUUUAAUUCCGAUUUUAAGCAUAAAUUGUUCAGAAUAAAGAUCAAUCAAAUCCAGAUGAAGGAAACAGUUGAAGAACAAGUCAACACAACUGAAAGAGUGUUUCAAGACAGACAGUAUCAGAUUGAUGCUGCCAUAGUUCGUAUAAUGAAGAUGAGGAAAACCCUUGGGCACAAUCUUCUUGUUUCAGAGUUGUAUAAUCAGCUAAAAUUUCCAGUAAAGCCUGGAGAUUUGAAAAAGCGGAUUGAAUCUCUCAUAGACAGAGAAUAUAUGGAAAGAGACAAAGAUAACCCUAAUCAGUAUCACUACGUUGCAUGAUAAGGAAGAAACUUUUAAAAUGAAACGAAUGGACACUAGUUUCUCAACAAUGAAUACCUGAGAUAUUCCCAAACCUUACGUUUAUCUGAUUUGGGAAUUAUGUUAGUUGAUCAACUGCAUGCACUGCUGAUACUUAAAACAUCCUUGCAUAGACUAUAUGGUGUGUUUUUUUAAAAAAAAACACUUCAUUUUUAGCUUCUUGAUUUCUUUGGGAAUUCUGUUCAAACUUUAUUUUGAGUGAAUGGUAACAGUCCUCUACGCUGUAAUUCUUUGACCUGAAGAAGUUAGGAUGAUUUUGUGCGUCUGACUACACUUCAUAAAAUUUCUUUGUGCUGUAUUCUUUAGCUUCAAGGAUUAUAUGACAUUCUGUUUUAAACUCAGUGGAAGAACAAUCAGUGGUCUCAGAGUACACUGAAUUUCAACUAUGCACAAUGGCUUCUAGUAUUUCUACUUGUUUUAUUAUUUCACAUCUUUCUAAACUUUAUCUUCGUUGCGAUAGAUUGAAGUGCCAAGGGGAUGACUGCAGAUAAACAUCUAGAGUUAAAUAUUCAAAAUACUUAUUGGUGAUGUUUUUCUUCUUCUUGGCACCAUGACAGUGAAUCAAAUAAGCACUUUUUUAUUGCAAGAUACGUGUUUAUAACCAUUCAGUAAAAUAACAGGAUAAUCUAGUUUUGCUUUAAGACUUGCACACAGGCUAAUUACACUGGCAUGUUCUGAGAACAUCUCAAAGUAGUUUUAAAGGCUUUAUAGCCAUGUUGUAAGAUCAUAUGUGACAAUCCAGUCAUUCUCCAGAUACCUCAUAUUUGCAGAGAAGAACUGGAUUGUUCCCGUGUCUUUUGUCUUGAUAGAGUUUGAAAGUAUUGAAUUUGACAGAACUUUGGAGAAAGAAAUCUAUAUAAACUGAUACUUGUAACUGCUGGUUUUACAGGAUAUGCAAAAUGGUAUAUGUUUAAAAGAAAUCAAAAGGGGUAGGGUUAUCCUUUGUGUCAUUUAAUGUUAGUAAUAUUUUUAUUAAAAGUAUUUGCAUAAAAUUACCGUAGUAACCUGGUUAAUUAUAUAAAGAAGUUUCCUUGUAAUAUUUUUACUUCAACAGAUUAAAAUACCUUCAUUAACUGUCAGUAAUUGUUGCAUUUAUUUUCCCUUCCAUUUCCUUGUCAUAUGUAAAAACUUAAGUUGAAGCCAGUGCAAAAUGUUGUAUAAUAUAGAUCUUUUAAUUUUGUUUACAGCAAAUCUUAUGUUAACUUCUUUUUUGCAGUUUAUAAAGAGAGAGAGAAUAAAGAGAAAAAAGGGAGACAAGAAGAGAAAAGAAGAAAACAGACCUCUGCCUGCCCAAUCCUAACUGUAAUGAAAAGAUAAAUAAAAAGGAACAUAUUAUUCUA